AUGAAGCCAGGGGCUCUCUGGUGGCUCGUGGGGCUCCUUAUGCUGCGGGAUGGAGAGGCAUUUGACUACGGGGAGGAGAAGAUUGGGAAGGCCGGCUACUGCCCACCGUCCCCCAGGGGCCUGUUCCAGCCGCCCUGCACCGUGGAGUGCGAAGCGGACAGCGAGUGCGAGGGCCCCAAGAAGUGCUGCGAAUUUGCCUGCCGCCACAGCUGCACCCUGCCCAGCAGAGAUAAGCCCGGGAACUGCCCCUCCCCAUUGAUGAAGAAGCUGUAUGCACCUGAGCCGUGCGUGUACACCUGUGUGGGGGACCAGGAUUGCUCUGGGCCCCAGAAGUGCUGUGAGGCAGCCUGUGGACGAACCUGCAGGCUCCCACUUUCAGAGAAACCUGGGAAAUGCCCCAAGAAGCAGCCACAGAAGAAUGUUGGCCGUUCCACGGACACCUGUCUCCACGACCAGGAGUGCUCGGGUGCAGAGAAGUGCUGCUUCACCGGCUCCUCCAUGAACUGCCUCGACGUUCAGCCAGAGCAUAGAGAAGGGUCAGAAGGCAGCCGCCCAGGCAAGGAAGCUGCCCGCGUCUGGGUGUGGACAUCGGCAGGACGAGGGGCGGCUCAGCAGCCGAGGAUUGGCCUGUCUCCUCAUGGCUGCGGAGACAAAUGA
Euleptes europaea (tarantolino) is the source of this 657-nucleotide messenger RNA. RefSeq names its product WAP four-disulfide core domain 3 (gene WFDC3). The transcript is spliced from 4 exons. Gene Ontology annotation, biological process: innate immune response; antibacterial humoral response. The record is from RefSeq and is a predicted model, not a curated record. Gene Ontology annotation, molecular function: peptidase inhibitor activity. Gene Ontology annotation, cellular component: extracellular region. NCBI's taxonomy places the organism in Eukaryota, Metazoa, Chordata, Lepidosauria, Squamata, Sphaerodactylidae. The coding region runs from base 1 to 657 and encodes 218 amino acids.